Messenger RNA from Gadus morhua (Atlantic cod), 4268 nucleotides. RefSeq names its product G protein-coupled receptor 108 (gene gpr108). Bases 885 to 2582 code for a protein of 565 amino acids. Gene Ontology annotation, biological process: transport. The record is from RefSeq and is a predicted model, not a curated record. Lineage: Eukaryota; Metazoa; Chordata; Actinopteri; Gadiformes; Gadidae. Gene Ontology annotation, cellular component: membrane; Golgi apparatus. The transcript is spliced from 18 exons.
GUGUGUGUGUGUGUGUGUGUGUGUGCCCAAGGACUCCAUCUCCACCCAGACUCAACAGUGUCUCUCCCGUCUGAUGCUGGUGACGAGGACACGGCCGUCGCCGUGGAGACGACCACGAAGAGUUCCGAACCAGAGACAAAGUUCACGGGAGGUGGAGGAUGGGGGGAGGCCGGGUGGCAGGGCAUCUGUCUGAAUAACAACCAGGGGAGUGGAGAGAUAUCAGCCUUCCAAGGCCGAAGUGGGGGAGCCGAAUAAAGAUAACGAUUGCUUUGGGUCAGGCCGACUCUGCAAUUUUUCUCCGUGCAUUCAUUAUUGUUCUGACCCCAUACUUCCGCGUCAUCAUCAACGUGGACGUCCGACUGAAAGCAGGAAGUACCACCUGUACCACGUGACCUAGGAGGACUAGCAUAUGAUUAAAUCCGAUUCUACAGAGAAGUCAAUAGCAUGGUCACAGCGGAAUGAAAACACCAAAUUACUUAUACAUAGGAUAACAUUUUCGGACAUAUUUCCUGAGUCACAGGGCAUUAAAGAAUGCAUACUUUCGACGGUACUGAGAUGAGGGACUCUUAGUCGCUGUUGUUGUGACCCUCCAUGUAGGAACGGGGUAGCGGAGACCAGGAAGCGAGAUCUUGACACUUUCUAAGAAGCACUCCCGUCGGUGCUGUGAAAGAUAAAACCAACAAGGAAGUUAGAAUAUUGGUAAAUGUCAUUGAAUUGGCCUCUUUGAGGAUAAGACCUGCCAAUCCCUCUUGUAAAGAGGAUAAUACCAAAGCUGACUGGAUAUCCAGGAAUAUAAUCGGCAAGUGCUAGCUUGCUUGCUAACAAGCAAGAUUGGUGUGGGUAACUAGCUAGCUUUUGAAUAACAAUAUACCCUGCAAAUAACGAUGGCGAACAGGGGGUUGUUUUUUGGUGCGGUUCUGUUGCUACACGUCCUGUGUGGAUGCGACGCCAGGAUACACACACUGGAACUGAAGAAUGAUACCCGGUCGAUCGUCCAUCUUAAUACGUUUGGGUUUAACGCCAACGGAUCUCUAGAUGUGAAACUACUUUCUCUGUCCAUCCCAGAUAAUGUUGAUGAAAAGUACCCAGUUGGUUUCAGUAUCAGCAAGUCUCGUGUGACUGGAGUACUCUCUUACACUGCCGAGGAACCCAAGACAUGCCCUCUCACCCUCAAAGAGUCGCCCAACGACCAGCCCCUGAUCCUAUUCAUUAUUAAUAUGAAGAUGUCCAGGGUCAUUGUGCGGCCUUUAGGUCUCCUGGACUACUGGCUUAGAGCAACCAUGAAAUCCGAGGACGGCUCUGUCAAAGACGAAAGUGUGAGGAAGACCAGGGAUAUUCCUGAAGCUGGAGCUGUAGUUCCCAACCCACUUAACACAACGCUCAAAGAUGGUGUUCAGAAAGAAACCAAGAUUGAUCCAGCGGGGCAGCAGAAUGUGGCAACCGCAAUAAAAAUCAAGACUGUCACACCACAACCUGCAGUAGAUGAGGACGAUGGCAUCCAGCUGGAGAAGGGCAAAGAGCAGUUUAUCGCUCUGGAUAAAGUUAACGGCAACUUCCAUUUCAACAUCACAUUUGGUCCCUUGGCUGAGGGUCAGUACAACCUCAACUUCCACUACUGCCUCAAGAAGGUGCCUGGACUGGACUCCCCCUACUCCCUCAGUGUGGCGGUGAGGGAGGUGAAUCCUGGUGGCUACCUGUCUGCUGCAGAGAUCCCCCUUCCCCGCCUCUACAUCUGUAUGGCUGGAGUCUUCUUCACUGCUGCUCUGAUCUGGGUCUACACUCUGAUGAAGCACAGAUACAGUGUGUUUAAGAUCCACUGGCUGAUGGCAGCACUCGCCUUCACCAAGGCUGUCUCCCUGGUCUUCCAUAGUAUCAACUUCCAUUUCAUCAACACAAAGGGACACCCCAUCGAAGGCUGGGCCGUCAUGUACUACAUCACACAUCUGCUGAAGGGGGCCCUCCUCUUCAUCACCCUGGCCUUGAUCGGCACCGGCUGGGCCUUUGUAAAGUACAUCCUGUCUGACAAGGAAAAGAAGAUCUUCAUGAUUGUCAUCCCGCUCCAGGUGCUGGCCAACAUCGCCUUCAUCAUCAUCGAGUCUGGUGAGGAGGGGUCCAGUGAAUACGCUCUGUGGAAGGAGAUCCUCUUCCUGGUGGACCUCCUCUGCUGCGGCGCCAUCCUCUUUCCUGUGGUCUGGUCCAUUCGUCACCUACAAGAGGCCUCCAGCACUGAUGGCAAAGCGGCCAUGAACCUGGAGAAGCUCAAGCUCUUCCGGCAUUACUACGUCAUGAUUGUAUGCUACAUCUACUUCACGCGCAUCAUUGCCAUUCUGCUCAAAGUCACCAUGCCAUUCCAGUGGCAGUGGUGCUACGAGUUCCUGGUGGAGGCCUCCACCCUGAUCUUCUUCGUGCUGACGGGCUACAAGUUCCGCCCAGCGUCCAACAACCCCUACCUCCAGCUGCCCCUGGACGAGGAGGACGUGGAGAUGGACGAAGUUGUGACUGAGUCCGGUGCGUUGGAGGGGAUCACCAAAGUCAAGAAGACGUCCAAUGGACGCGAGCGGCAGAGGGAGUCCACUUUGUGAAGGGGGGAGUGUGCAUCUGUGGGGAGGGAUCCUAUCUCUCUUCAUCUCUCGCUCUCUCUCUCUCUCUCUUUUUCCACCCCUCCUCCUCCCCCCUCCCCCCCCCCUCCCACCAGGACUGCAGGUCCAAGAGAGGGCUGGGGGGAGCACACCGGGACCAACCCUGCCCCCCCCCACCCCACAAAGUGCUCUCUUUUCUUGGAAACUCUUUGACGUGAGCUGUUGAAGCGCUCACUGUCUGGCUAUGCAACGCAAAAGACUGUUUGGACCUGGGUUUCCUUAGACACCAUCUAGAGACUGCUCGAUAUAUAUAUAUCUAUACGUGUGUGUGUGUGUGUGUGUGUGUAUAUAUAUAUAUAUAUAUAUAUAUAUAUAUAUAUAUAUAUAUAUACAUAUGCAUCAGAUACAAUGAUGGUUCAGAGUAGAAUGGAGGAGAGUACUCAUGUUUUCCUCUGUCUUUCGGUCUCUCUUUCUCAUUCAUUAUUUUGAGACGGCUAUCUUGGGUUGCCUGGUAUUGGCUGUGUAAACGGUACUUUUGCCAGUAAGUGGGCUUUACCUUUUUUGAGUGGGGGGGGGGGAGAGAGAGAGAGAGAGAGAGAGAUGUCAAAGGAAACUAACGUUAAUUUCCCAUCAAACACUAUUUUGAACAGUACAUACUGUUAAGUGGCUCAUGGCCUCAAAUGUGGACUUAAGACCUAACCUGAUGUUUGCUCUUUGUACCACCACCACCACCACCUAGGUCAUAUCUCCCUGUCUGGUCCUUUAUCACAUGACUCCAUCACCUCCUAUCUAACGCUUGGUCUUUGUGACACAGAGGCGCCUCUAUUGAGAUAUACACACACACACGCGUGGAAGCUCCCUGUGUACAUCUCGACACGGCCGUCGUCUCAAGUUAAGCUUGUAUGCUGUGCUUCAGUGUUAUCAUUUUUAUUUUUGCGUGGCGGAGAAGAAUCUUGAGAUGUUCCUGACCUUGUCCCAAGGUGCCCUGCUGUAAUUUAUGGCUUUAUGUUAUUGCGACCAAUCCCAGACAUGGGGGGGGGGGGGGGGGUCCCGUCAUGUGAGGGGCCAUGUCAACACACGACCGCAUGUUGUUGUUGUUGUUUUUGUGGCCCUUCCCAGACGGCCCCCCCGACCGUGUCGGUGUUUUUACCAGGCUCUCCCACAGGGUGGGUGGUAGGAUGUGACUUAACCAAAUUCUUUAAUCUUGGUUUGGUUUUACGUUUUUGCUUUCGGUGUUUACGUGUCUAUUUUAUUCAUUAUUAAUUAUUUGCCCAAGGUCAAACAUGCGUCGCAACAAAGGCGAUUGUAAAUAAUUUAAAGAGGCUUCUGCUAAUGACAGAGGGCCACCUGAGACUUGAGUGGGGCCCGGUGUUGGGGACGCAGCUUGUUCAGAUGGUAUUUACAAGUGGUUUGUUUUUUCCCUCAUGUUCAUAACACUGUUGAAUCAAUAUGAAGAUUUGUAAAGUCGUUUUCCGGGGCGAUGGAGGACAUACUGCAGCGUUCCCAGCCACUGACAGCACUCCACAUGACGGUCUACCACAGUUUCCGCAAGCGGUGUUAUAUCGUGUAGAGAGGUUUUCAUACUAUCAGGAGACGCUACUCCAAUGAGAAUAACAUGUGUGAAUCAGAAGUAUAUGGAUGUGUGUGUGAACUGUUAACAAUAAAGCUGGUGUUUUAAAAAAUGUUGAA